This is a messenger RNA of Condylura cristata (star-nosed mole), 988 nucleotides long. It is a transcript of the gene PTRH1, whose product is annotated as peptidyl-tRNA hydrolase 1 homolog (S. cerevisiae). The coding region runs from base 10 to 753 and encodes 247 amino acids. The record is from RefSeq and is a predicted model, not a curated record. Gene Ontology annotation, molecular function: peptidyl-tRNA hydrolase activity. Lineage: Eukaryota; Metazoa; Chordata; Mammalia; Eulipotyphla; Talpidae. The transcript is spliced from 4 exons.
GGGGACACCAUGCCGCCGCCCGGCCUCUUGGGCGCUGGACUGUGCCUCAGCCGGGCCAUGAGCCGGUGCGUUCUGGAACCCCGACCGCCGGGGAAGCGGUGGCUGGUGGCUGGCCUGGGGAACGCCGGACUGCCCGGCACACGGCACAGCGUGGGCAUGGCAGUGCUGGGGCAGCUGGCCCGCCGGCUAGGUGUGGCGGAAAGCUGGGCGCGCGACCGACGCUGCGCCGCCGACCUCGCCCUGGCUUCGCUGGGGGAUGCCCAGCUGGUCCUGCUCCGGCCGCGGCGCCUCAUGAACGCCAACGGGCGCAGCGUGGCCCGGGCCGCCGAGCUGUUUGGGCUGACUGCUGAGGAGGUCUACCUGGUGCACGACGAACUUGACAAGCCCCUGGGGAAACUGGCUUUGAAGCUGGGAGGAAGCGCCAGGGGCCACAACGGAGUCCGCUCCUGCAUCAGCUGCCUCAACUCCAGCGUGAGUGUGCCCCUCUGUCCCGCAGUGGUUGGCAUGGGCCAGCAAGGGGCCCCAGCACCCCUCACCCAAUCUCCCGGGGCCCCUCUGGCUCUCCCACAGGCAAUGCCCAGGCUUCGGGUGGGCAUCGGGCGCCCGACACAUCCCGAGGCGGUGCAGGCGCAUGUGCUGGGCUGCUUCUCUCCCGCCGAGCAGGAGCUGCUGCCGCCGCUGCUCGAGCGGGCCACGGACCUGCUCCUGGACCACAUCAGGGCGCGAAGCCAGAGUCCCGCGUCGGGCCCCUGACGCCGCCCCCGACCGCCCCGCCCACUCGCCCAACCGGGUCUCCACAUCCACGCAGGCGCCGCGCUAACCUGUGGUAUCUACUUUUUAUGUAACUCUACCUCCAGGCCGCCCUGGCUGCCCACAGGUUAAAGGGGGCCUGUGGCCAGAAAUGGCCCAUUUCCAGCAUAGGGGCUGGUCUUUCUGUGUCCUACUUAGAAAAUAGGGAAAUCUGAGGAAGACUAAACUUCUUGAAUUU